AUGGCUACAAUAAAGCAGUUGCCUUACGACGUGAUUGCUCACAUUCUGGGAAAUAAAAGCAUCAACAGCGAAGAUCUAAUGAGAUUCGGCUCCACGUGCAAAAGCCAACUACUUUCCGAUUUGACUCGUGAAUAUAACUUUAAGCUAAUUUUUUACUGUCUGAAACAGUAUCGAUUUAUACAUAAGCAAAUAAAAUUUAUGAAAAUGUCGGAGACAAAAUUGCUUUUGGAAAAACAACUUACAAUCGCGGCGCAAUAUUUUCAGCCACAUGUAUCUUAUUCAGUCGUAAAAUUGUGGUUAGAUAAUAUAGUGCAAACAGUACUAUCUCGUUUAAAAAAUAAAUAUCCAGCUCAUUCAAUUUGCUCUACGACUUUAGAGCAAUUUUCUUUUUGGAGAGAUAACAAUAUUGAUGACAAUUUCUGGAAUGAAACAGAAUCCAAGCAAAUUAUGUGUAUUCUUGAAGAAUAUAUAUUUUCGGAGUUAGAGAUCCAUAAAUUACAUCAAUUAUUAAUGUCAUCAGAUCUCGAAGCCAAAUAUAUAAAAUAUGUGACUAGAAGGCUCGGCAUAUGCAACGUUUUGAAUGUAACAUAUAAAGAAGACAUUGUAGUUAUAUGGAAACCAGAAUAUAAUACAAACAAUUGGGAUAAUGCAGAGUAUUUUCAUAUAAACCAGAAUUCCAAGCUACUUUAUCCAUCGAACAUUGUCAAAAGGAGAUAUCAGAAUAAUGAACUUAUACUGGCGGAGCCAUCAAGUGAUAUUGAGUUGACACAAGAGAUAAUGAGAAAUUUCUACCGUAAACUAAUGUAUAAUAAUUAUGAUUGCGAAUGGAAUUUCAACGUCUUCUUCAAUUUCCUAAACCAAUGCUAUGAUGAAGAUAUUGGAAACAUAGAUAUUGAAACUGAAUAUGAAAACAUUACGAAUAUAAUAGAGAUUAGAUCUAACGCUGUAGUAAAUAAACCAUUAAAAAGAAGGCCAACAAAGUUUAAGUUUGCCGUUGGAAUGAUCGUAACGCAUACAUGGUUCGGUCAUUUCUGUGAUAAUCAUGACGGUGUAAUAGUUGGGUGGCACCAUGAAUGUGAAAGAAUGUUUAAAGACAAAUUGGAAAAGACUAUUAUGUUCCCAUAUCUACGUCAAUUCAGUAGACAUUAUCACUUUUGCAUGUGUAAAAAAUUUUCAAAAAGUGCCCGUCAACCGCACUAUAUAAUUCUCACCGAGAAUAAUACAAUAUGUUAUGGGCGACAAGAUCAACUAUCGAUACGUCCACCAAGAAAGAUCAAGAACAUAGAAAUUGGAAGGUAUUUCUCCAGAUUCGAAGGCACUUAUUACGUACCGAAUGAAAGUUUAAGAAAACGUUAUCCAAAAGAUACUGCUACAAUAGCCAAAAUACUUGCUAAACAGUAG
Messenger RNA from Formica exsecta, 1401 nucleotides. RefSeq lists its product as uncharacterized. Gene Ontology annotation, molecular function: DNA binding. The record is from RefSeq and is a predicted model, not a curated record. The transcript is spliced from 7 exons. Bases 1 to 1401 code for a protein of 466 amino acids. Lineage: Eukaryota; Metazoa; Arthropoda; Insecta; Hymenoptera; Formicidae.